AUGGAGAAGAUAUAUACUCUGGCUUCGAAUGUAAUGAGAAGUACUAGUAAUACAUCACAUUUGAUCAUGGGUGAAAUGAGUGGACAGGUUAAAGAAAUAGUAUUCUUUCAGCAGGAAGCACUCUCCCCAUUCUUGACCAAAGCAUAG
This is a messenger RNA of Ambispora gerdemannii, 147 nucleotides long. Lineage: Eukaryota; Fungi; Glomeromycota; Glomeromycetes; Archaeosporales; Ambisporaceae. The record is from the annotation of a GenBank genome assembly.